Messenger RNA from Saccharomyces mikatae IFO 1815, 648 nucleotides. It is a transcript of the gene VPH2, whose product is annotated as Vph2p. Gene Ontology annotation, cellular component: endomembrane system. Gene Ontology annotation, biological process: vacuolar proton-transporting V-type ATPase complex assembly. The transcript has a single exon. The coding region runs from base 1 to 648 and encodes 215 amino acids. The record is from RefSeq and is a predicted model, not a curated record. NCBI's taxonomy places the organism in Eukaryota, Fungi, Ascomycota, Saccharomycetes, Saccharomycetales, Saccharomycetaceae.
AUGUUUGAAAUUAAGCUGAAUGAUAAGAUUACUGAAUUCCUGCGAAAGUUCAAAAAUAGUGCAAGGUCAAACAGAGAUAUUGAUGGGGACAUUGAUUUGUUUCUGCAGCAACACGCCAUCCCUAUGCGAUCAUUGCUUUUUUAUAUAGAAGAAUACAGAAAGGACAGCGAUAUACCUUAUUCGAUAAGAGAAAUGUUGAGACCGUUCAAAUUCCAGUUCAAGCCUAAAAAUGUGAGAGGUUCACAUUAUUCAGAGGACUUUAAGAAAAAUUUAGAGUUUUUGAAAUAUCAGCAACAAGAGUAUGAAUACCAAACUAUAGUCAAGAGAAACAAGCCAAUCUAUUCACUCCGAGACGAAGAUGAGCUAACACCUUCACAAAUCAAUAAGCAGAUUAAGGAACAAGUUACCACUGUUUUCAACGUUCUUGUGAGUGUCGUAUCGGUUGUUGUGGCUAUCUGGUAUUGGACCGGAACUUCAACAAACUUCCCGGUUCAUGUUCGUCUUUUGCUGUGCUUGUUUUUUGGAAUAUUAGUCUUAGUGGCAGAUGUUGUUGUCUAUAACAGUUACCUGAAGAAACUCGAAGAAGCAAAAGUAAAAGAAAAAACAAAGGUCGAGAAAAAAAAAGUUUUAACCAAAAUUACACUUUAG